This is a messenger RNA of Acipenser ruthenus (sterlet), 711 nucleotides long. RefSeq names its product protein N-terminal asparagine amidohydrolase-like. Gene Ontology annotation, molecular function: protein-N-terminal asparagine amidohydrolase activity. Lineage: Eukaryota; Metazoa; Chordata; Actinopteri; Acipenseriformes; Acipenseridae. The record is from RefSeq and is a predicted model, not a curated record. Gene Ontology annotation, biological process: ubiquitin-dependent protein catabolic process. The transcript has 4 exons. Gene Ontology annotation, cellular component: nucleus. The coding region runs from base 1 to 501 and encodes 166 amino acids.
AUGACACUAACGCACAUUGCACAUUUUUCCCUCCACCUAGAGCUGAACGAUGUUGUCCGUGAGGGGAAUCACUGGCCUGUUGUGUAUGGUGUAGGAGUGAGUUUUGCAAGGAAUUCCUGCUUUGGUCCUGGACUCCUUGACAUCUACCCAGCCUCUUUUCCAAAAGAGAAUGAAUCAGUAAUUCCUCAGAUCACUCUCAGAGGCGCAAGACUCGUAAUGGACAAAACGAUGCGUAGUCUGUACGAUGGUAAGAAAAAGCAAAUGACAAUCGGACCAUAUGACUGGUUUUGGGAUUUUGUGAAGAAUGACGAUGACACCAGGGAUUUAACAGAUGGAGAAAUAAGAAGGAAUUUUUCGACUUCACCCCUGGUUGAAAAGCCAGAAUUCUCCCAAACGAUCAAGGAGCAGUACAAGUACCUCGCUGACAAUGUGAUCCUCAAAAGCACCACAAAUCAGGUCCUUUGUUACAGCUUGAUUCCAGAAGGAUGGGUGCCAUCAUAAAAAUAUAUACAUUUGAAAAGUAAAUUAAUAUUGGACAUCAUUAAAUUAUACAUAAAAACUGUAAGCACUUAUUGAUAUAGCACACACAUCAAUCAUAAAAAUUGUUUUCAAAGGUUUUUUUCUCUUUUAAGUGGAGGAUCGAUCCAAUAUAAAGAUGUACUCUUGAUUAAUAAAUCUGAUGCUUACCACCUUCCAACUGCUGUUGUGAAC